This is a messenger RNA of Colletotrichum gloeosporioides, 861 nucleotides long. Its product is annotated as Cytochrome P450 monooxygenase hmp1. Gene Ontology annotation, molecular function: iron ion binding; monooxygenase activity; oxidoreductase activity, acting on paired donors, with incorporation or reduction of molecular oxygen. The record is from RefSeq and is a predicted model, not a curated record. The transcript is spliced from 2 exons. Bases 1 to 861 code for a protein of 286 amino acids. NCBI's taxonomy places the organism in Eukaryota, Fungi, Ascomycota, Sordariomycetes, Glomerellales, Glomerellaceae.
AUGAGUAUUGUGCAAAUUGCACCUCGUCUUCCAAUACUAUGGCUCACUCUACCGCUCGUUGUGCCUUGGAGCUCUAUCGGCCAAUUCGUCCGUUUCUUCAAAUACCAGACUUCAAUGACACGGAAGAGGCUAUCGCGGCCAUCUCAUGAACAAAAGCGGGACUUGUUUAGCUUCCUUCUGAAGGAGAAGCCUGACAACUUUCUGCAAGUGGCGUCUGAGGAGUGGCUUGGAAACCAGGCUGGUGUACUCAUCGCGGCAGGGUUUGAUACCACGGCAGUGACCGCUACUGCUGCGUCAUACUAUCUCGCAAGGAGACCAGAAAAGAUGAAACGCCUACAGAGAGAAUUACGGGAGAAGUUUUCAGAUGCGUCUGAGAUGAACGGCACCACCGUAAAUCAGUUGCCUUAUCUCAGCGCAUGCAUUGAGGAGACCAUGAGAAUCAUGCCGCCGUUGACAUUUGGGCUGCCUCGCGAAAGCCCUGGCGCAGAGGUUGAUGGAAACUUUGUUCCUAAAGGGACUGUCGUUUCGACUAGUGGUUGGAGUAUCACUCGCCGGCCCGACUACUUUUUUGAGCCUGAAGAGUUCCAUCCUGAGAGGUGGCUUUCGGCAUCUCACGACUACUUUGACCCAUUGUUUUGUAACGACUUGAAGGAAGCGUCGCAACCAUUCUCGCUUGGUCCCCGGGUAUGCUUGGGAAUCAACUUGGCCUACACCGAGUUGAAACUACUACUGGCGCGUCUUGCAUAUGAAUAUACCUGGGAACUGGUCAACGAUACUAGGUUCGACUGGGAAAGAGAACGCAAGUUUCAGGCUCUAUGGGUUCUACCCGACCUGCGAGUGAGGUAUACACGCACUACUUGA